This is a messenger RNA of Arctia plantaginis, 1500 nucleotides long. The record is from the annotation of a GenBank genome assembly. Lineage: Eukaryota; Metazoa; Arthropoda; Insecta; Lepidoptera; Erebidae.
AUGCAGUUCGGCCUGAAGUCUCAAUUUUCAAUGAGCACGUUAUGGUUGCGGGUAGACUGUUCGGCUUGCCAGUCACGUUAUCACCUGCUAUGGGAAAAACCUUUGUUUGAAGGUCAAAUGUACCAUGUUGGGGGAUUGAGUUAUGUUCUACUAAGCGAGGCCAUUCUACCGGAUGACACGCUAGAGGACAAGACGCUCAAGAUAACGGAUUUCGGACUGGCAAGGGAAGUGUAUAAGACCACGAGGAUGUCAGCUGCGGGGACGUACGCUUGGAUGCCACCUGAGGUAAUCAAACAUUCGACGUUCUCGCAUGCAUCUGAUGUGUGGUCAUACGGUGUGCUGCUAUGGGAGCUCCUUACGGGAGAAACACCAUACAAGGGCAUUGACGCGCUGGCCGUAGCGUACGGAGUCGCCGUCAACAAGCUAACUCUGCCUAUACCUAGCACGUGUCCCGAGCCUUGGAGGGUUCUUAUGGAAGCCUGUUGGCGCUCGAACCCUCGCGAACGGCCACUGUUCCCCGAGAUCCUCGACCAACUCGACUGCAUCAAACAGUCUGAAUUCACGCGCGCGCCCCACGAGUCCUUCCACACCAUGCAGGAUGGCUGGAGGCUGGAGAUCGAAGAAGUGCUUCGGGAUCUACGGAGGAAGGAGAAGGAGCUACGAUGUAGAGAGGAGGAGUUGACCCGUGCCCAGCUGAAACAAAGACUCAUGGAACAGAACCUGGCGCAGAAGGAGCGAGAACUAGAAAUGAGAGAGAUCGACCUGGUGGCCAGGGAGCUUCAUAUACUAAUAUUCGCGAGUAACAUGUCGCACAACCAACCGCCACAGCCCAAUAAACGGAAGGGCAAAUUUAGUAAAAUAAAGCUCUUAAAGAAGGAUACGAUAUCUUCGCCACUGGACUUCCGCCACACGCUGACGGUGCGGCCCUCCGAGGACGAGUCCAGCGUCAAGCAGCUCGUGGCCGUCGCUAAGGACACGCCGCCCGGCUCGCCCGCCAUCAUGCGCGCCAUCGCCCUGCCCGCGGACGGAGUGAAAGGCAAGACGUGGGGCCCGUCCACCGUGCACCAGCGCUCGCGCACGCAGCUGCCGCUCGGCGCGGGCGCGGGCGCGGGCGCGCUGGGCCCGCUCGCCCCCCUCGCCCCGCGCCCGCGCCACGCGCGCUUCUCCAGCUCCGCGCCCGACCUGCCGCCCGCCACGCGCUCCGCCGCAGGUAACAAGCCCGCCGUGCCCCCGCGCCCCGCCCGCCCCGCGCCCUCCGCGCGCUCCGGCUCGCACGACGACCUGCUCGCCGACGGCGCGGAGCCGCGGCGCAACAGGUUCCUCCUGUGCCCCAUGUUCACGUCGGCGGGCGAGCUGCCGCACGAGUACGAGGCGGUGUUCGCGGUGCGCGGGCGCGCCCGACGCCGCCCCCCCCCCGCGCUGCCGCUGCUGCGCCCGCUGCGCUCCAACAGCGUGGGGCUGCUCGCCGCCGACACCGCCGAACUACUUGCGGACGACUAG